AUGUCGCAGUUGGUAAUGUGCCGCAACGUUGUCGCGCCGGAGCGUCCAACCUGGACUCCCGCUAUCGCCGCGGCCAAGUUGCCCGUUGCCGCCGUAGCCGCCCGUGCUGAUGCUGAUCGAGUACCGUCGUUAAUUAUCCACGCCGAUGAUUUAAAUGAAUACGUCGAACAAUUUCAACAUCUACAAGAUGCUAUUAUUAACGCGUUAAUCGAUCUUAAUCGUGUUGCCGAAUUUGAUUGGGAUGAUCGUUCUAUGAUCGCCUCUAAAUCGUCGUCUUCGUCGUCCAUCGCUUCCGCGCCACAACAAUUCGUUCCUUUACCGAAGAUUCAGCUGCCCAGCUUCUACGGUAGUUUAUUAGAGUGGCGAUCGUUCCGCGAUAUAUAUGUAUCUCUCGUACACGACAACACCGGCAUUGGUGAUGCCGAACGUUUUCACUUUCUACUGUCGUGUUUAUCGGGUGACGCUCUCGCUGUAGUCAAAGCAAUACCGCUGUCCGCAAAUAAUUACGCCCUCGCUUGGGAAGCACUGUCCGUUCGGUUUGACAAUAAACGUUUGUUAGCUUCGGCACAUCUAGACAAAUUGUUUGCAUUCAAACCUAUUACACAUCAAUCGCUACCGGCUUUGACAUCUUUUAUCAACACGUUCAAAGAAAAUGUAGCCAUAAUCAAAGCGCUCGGUGUCAACGACCUUUCAAGUUUUUUAUUAUUCCACAUGGGUUCUCGAGUUCUCGAUCCGACCACGAUUCAAUUAUUCUAA
Messenger RNA from Sipha flava (yellow sugarcane aphid), 756 nucleotides. RefSeq lists its product as uncharacterized. The transcript has 2 exons. The coding region runs from base 1 to 756 and encodes 251 amino acids. The record is from RefSeq and is a predicted model, not a curated record. NCBI's taxonomy places the organism in Eukaryota, Metazoa, Arthropoda, Insecta, Hemiptera, Aphididae.